AUGCGUAAUCAUUGCUGUCCUGUUUCCUCGUUCGCACCUGAGCAGCGCGAGACCUACAAGCUAGAAGCGACCGCCCAAGACAAAGGCUACCCUCCCCUCUCCCGAUCCGUGGAGGUCCAGAUAGACGUUGUGGACCGCGCUAACAAUCCCCCCGUGUGGGACCACACUGUGUACGGCCCCAUCUACAUCAGGGAAAAUUUCCCUGUCGGGGCCAAGGUGGUCUCCGUUAAGGCAAGCUCUGGCAUCGAGAACAAUCCGACUGUUUUCUAUCGGCUGAUGCCUGGUUCAACUGCUCAAACCAACAAGUUCCAUACGUUCUAUCUGCAACAGAGGCCCGACAAUGGUUUCACUUGGGCAGACAUAAAAAAUAAUGGAGCUCAACAGCUCGCCUCCGAAGCCACCGUUUACAUCCAGUUGGAAGACGUUAACGACGAGAUACCGCUGUUCACCGAAAGAGAACAGGAAACCGUGCUGGAGGGGGAACCUAUAGGCACCAAGGUGUACUAUUACAUCGUUGAUUCGCCUCGUAACGAGGGCAAAGACUUUUUCGAGAUCAAUAAGGAAACGGGCGAAGUGUUCACGAAAGUAGUGUUCGAUAGGGAAAAGCAAGGCGCGUACGCUUUGGAGAUAGAGGCAAGAGAUGGAGCCCCAUCGGCGAGACCGAACAGCGACAAUGAACCCAAUUCAGGAAAGGAAUUCAUUCAGUCAAAGGUUCAAGCUGGGGUGGAUUCAAUGUCAAAAUGCAUCUUCAAAGAUCGAUCAUUUUGUCUGACCCUCUUGCAAAGUCAGGUGAGAUCAGUUUUCAUUGAAGCAACAAUAAUUGGUUAUCUGAUUUCCAUCUUACUCCAAAAGAAGUAG
Messenger RNA from Phaedon cochleariae (mustard beetle), 858 nucleotides. The record is from the annotation of a GenBank genome assembly. NCBI's taxonomy places the organism in Eukaryota, Metazoa, Arthropoda, Insecta, Coleoptera, Chrysomelidae.